AGAGUUUGUAGUAAAAAAAGUUAUAUUUAUUUAUCUGUGGUUUUAUGGUUAAUUAUCACUCGUGGAUGGUAAGAUUACACAAGUGCCCCAAAAUAUGUGUGAUAUUUCAGUUAGUAUUUAUGAUGGACUCAAUCAAUGCAUUUUUUUCCGGCAGCAAAAGUGAAUAGGACAAUUUUAUGUAAAGGAAUUCAAAUACUUUUUACAUUAAUUGUUCUCACCUACAAUGGCCAUUACAUACAUGAGGUUUUCCAGAGACAUCAGUACAUACCAAUAUCGCAACAGUGUGGAAAAAACUUUUACAAUUAUUAUAAUGUUAACCUGAAAAAAAAUUAUAACAAUUUUGAGAAUGGCAGUCUUCAAGCUGGGAAUUUAACAUAUCAUUCAGGAGCGUUCUGGCUUCAAGAUGGAAAUGCUUAUGGAUGUCCAUGCAAAUUCAAAACCUGUGUUGUCAAAUGCUGCCCUUCUGGUCACAGCUUCACUUCAAAAUCCAACCUUACCUGCACUAAAUAUGGUAAUUUGUCUACAACUUCAGUUGAAUUCAAUAUAACGGUUUAUUACAAACUGACAGAAAACCAAGGUUUGAAUAACCUUAAAGUGAAACAAACAGAACCCAGUGAUUUCUUUUUAUUUAAUAAUACUGAGUGUACCAGAAAUGGAGAUCGUUUUGGGACUAUCUACACACUUCCACCUGAACGGAUGUUUCUGACAGAAGAUGGGACAGUUCUAAAAGAGUCCUUAAAUUAUCUUGAUAUUGGUGAAUACUGUUUGGAGAUCGUCAAUGGACAAAGUACAAUUUUUCUUUUGGAUUGCAUUUUCUACUACCCUGCACCAAAAAUUAAUUUAGAAAUAGUCUUUGUAAUCUUAGCAACAGUUGGAUGGCAUAUUUCCCAGAUAUGUUUAAUUGUUACUUUCCUUAUUUAUUUGACUUUGCCACAAUUACAGAAUUUACACGGAAAGUUGAUUAUCAGCUAUUUAAUAUCUCUCAUUAUGUUAAACAUGUGUUUUUAUAUUUUCUAUUUUUAUUUGAACAUAUCACUUUAUUUAUUGUACUACUUUUUGUUGGCCAUUCCCAGUUGGCUGUCGGUGUUGUGCGUGAAUCUCUGGGUUGUGUUCAGCAAACCGCUACGUCCACGUGUACAAACAAGUGCCCACUGGUGGCUCUACACUCUCUACUCUGUGCUCGGGUGGGGCAUUCCCUUGCUCUUCUGUUUUCUAAUCGCUGCUGUCGGAGUCGUUCCCGGCAAAAGUGACUCCUGUCCCAAGCCGAGCUUCACAAUAGAUGCCUGUUUCUUUAACGAAAUGAGAACAACUCAAUUAUUCCUUCAUUUCCCCACCAUGUUCAUGUUACAGAUAAACUUUCUAAUGUUUGUCUCAAUGCUUUUCCACAUGCAGAGCCACUUUCAACAAACUGCUGGUGUCUCCAGAGAGUCUUUGCACAGACACAAUAGGUCAGUCAGAGAGAGUAUUUCCGUCUACAUUAAACUCACGUUUAUAACUGGAUUCGACUGGUUAUUCAUCCAUUUUACCUUCACUAAUGAUAUAACAACAAACAAUGGACCAUCUGAACUUAUUGGAAUAUCAUUAUUUUGUUUCCAAGGCUUUCUGCUAUUUUUUGUUUUAAUUUGUAAUGGACGUGUGUUUCAACUUUUGCAACAAAAAUGGUGUACGUGAUUGCAGUAAAUUGGUAUUACUGUUCACUUCAAUGUUCUUACUGUCACAAAUAGAAGUCAGUUAAUCACGCA
Molecule: messenger RNA, 1742 nt
Organism: Homalodisca vitripennis (glassy-winged sharpshooter)
Lineage: Eukaryota; Metazoa; Arthropoda; Insecta; Hemiptera; Cicadellidae
Product: G-protein coupled receptor Mth-like
Exons: 1
Coding region: 136-1671 (511 amino acids)
Biological process (GO): cell surface receptor signaling pathway; G protein-coupled receptor signaling pathway
Cellular component (GO): membrane
Molecular function (GO): G protein-coupled receptor activity
Source: RefSeq, a predicted model, not a curated record